UAAACGACGAAAGGAAGAAUGGAGAUUGUAAGAGGUGGUGAUGCAAGCGUUCUUCUUAUACAUUGCUUAUUUUAAUCGUAAAAAGUUGAAUUUUGCCGACUCAAGUUCAUUACUAAUCUUUUCUUCAAAAUUCUUGGUAGCAAGGGACUUUUGCUUCAUUCCUCGUAGUGAGAAAUCAAGCAGACUCACACGUUAUACUAUUUUUCAAGUUUGGAUUUGGAAGAGAAAGUAAAGAGAAUAUGAGGUCUUCUAUAAGAAAAGCAAGGCCAAAAAUUAUUCAGACUAGUGACAAUGAAGAGGAGGAAGAAAAAGGGAAUGAAGCACCUACAAGCCUUUCGUAUCAAAAACCAUCCACUAGGAAAUCCAAGAAAAAACCACCCACGAAAGGGAUUAAGCCUAUCAAUUUGCAAGAUGAUGAACUUAAUGAAAGCAACCAAGAAACUGAAACAGGAUCAACAUUACCUAGAAUGAAAAAGCCAAAUCCUAUUGCGACGACGCACGAUUUAAUAUCCAGAAGAAGAGAGGAAUUAGAUUCAUCUAGUGGUUAUACCGAAAGCUAUCUCAAUGAGUUGAAAUCAAGGAGCCGGCAAACCCCGGCUCAAUAUACCGAUCAAGGGCAGCAUAGAACAGAAGAGCCCUUAAACAAAAAUUCAGAAAGUGCUAGUUCGCGGAUGCUGAAUCAAGGAAUUUCAGAGGUUUCAAUGAUACAAGAGUUAAAAGAACGUAAAGAACGACACAGAAAUCUUGGAAUGAUGAACGAUAACUAUAUUGCUUUGGAUACCGGUCAAGAGGUGUACCUUCCUGGGAAAAACGAUUCCGAAGACCGACUACUUCAACAUGAAGAUGAAGUAGAGGAUGAGGGUUACAAUGGAUUCAAUACAUUUGUGGAAGAUGAAAAAAGUCUCCGAGAACUACAUCGGUAUAGUCCAGAGACGUUACGAAAAAAAUCAAUUCAGAGUGCACUUGAGGAAAAUGAUAGAUCUAUGGAUGAGAGCGAGGACAUUACUGUUGCUGACCCAAUUCAUGCAUGGGAACAAGCUCAGAUUCAGAAAGGAGCAUUUGCAGAUCCAUCUACUUUCGUACAACUCCCUCUCAAAUAUCCAAAAAUACUUACUAUAGAAGAACAAAAACAACGCUUAAAAGAAGCUUUAGCUUCUGAAAAACUUCAACAAGAAGAACGAGCAGAAAUUAUGAAGGGCUUACUCGACCAAGAGAACGAGAUCUUACAAGCAGAAGAACGUAUCCAACAGUCUCUUUUGGAACUAAAUAGUCAUAUGAUUGAGAAUAUGAAUUCUCUUUCCUCUUAACGCUGUUGUAUGUAUACUGUUUAUGAAUUAUUUAUAAUCUACGCCUGUACAUCGUUUCUCCAGGGUUUAUCAUGAUAAAAUACUGUGCUAUAAUAAAUUAAGUGGCAUUUCAAAAUAGUCACUUUUGAGAUUAGGAUGAAUCUCUUUAUUAGUCACGAAGGUAUUGGAGUCUCUGCAUACCUUAUCUUUGUCGGACUAUUCUGAACGUCGAAUAUGAUACAAAACCUAGGUUAUCCGUACAUAUAGGGAGCAUGUUUGUAAAAAUCCUUUAAAUCGACACAUAAUGGGACUCCACGUACAUCGUAAUCACAUAAGCUCCGAAGCGGGACAUUAGCUAGUGAAGUAUUUCAGGAUUCUCAAGGUUUUAUCAACUACUCCCGCGAAAGUGUCAUUUACCAAAGUGUACACCCUUCGUACUUAGGGUUGAGUACAAAUAAAUAUCAAGAAUUAUCUUGUAUUUCUCUCAGCGGCAAAAUUCUCGGUCAAGGACAAACCUCGAGUCCUGAGUAGUCUAAUAAUAAUAGGUAUUUAUACAUAAGUUAAUUACUAUUACAAUAAACAUGAGAAAUGAACUAGGAAAAGUUUUAUAUCAACAACGCUUGGUGAGAAAUACGUAAG
This is a messenger RNA of Schizosaccharomyces octosporus yFS286, 1925 nucleotides long. RefSeq lists its product as uncharacterized. The record is from RefSeq and is a predicted model, not a curated record. The transcript is spliced from 4 exons. Gene Ontology annotation, biological process: spliceosomal complex disassembly. Gene Ontology annotation, cellular component: U2-type post-mRNA release spliceosomal complex. The coding region runs from base 240 to 1307 and encodes 355 amino acids. Lineage: Eukaryota; Fungi; Ascomycota; Schizosaccharomycetes; Schizosaccharomycetales; Schizosaccharomycetaceae.